GUGGAGCACCCGUUGUUCUGCGUGUGUCAGUGGAUGUUUCAAUAACGGGCUGAACCCUAUGCUGUGAUUGGCUGAUCAGCGGGAUGCUCAGGUGCUGGAGGAGGAUGCAAGCAGCUGCUGGAUCUCACCAUGUGUAUGGGGAGAGAUAGCCACUCUGAGAGGGGGGAAGAAAGCUGACUAAAAAGGGCUAAUCAAUUAUUAGCCAUUUCAUUUAUUCCUCAAACAAUAACCGCUGCAGAAAUACGCCGCUGUAAACAGACUCAAAUCCUGUAAAUCAGUUCGCACCAGUCGGCGCCCCGUAAGUCAAAGCGCGUGACUGUGUGUGUGCCUGCGUGGGAAAUCACAUAUCACCGAUCAAUGGAAGUUAACAGAGCCAAACCCGUCUCGCUGUCCGUGCGUGGACGUCUGUAGCUUCCGAACACCCCUCGGAUGUUGAUUUCGCUGACGUCCAGGCUUUAUCUGCAAAGUCUUUAAAGGCCAACCAUUUGUGAUUCCAGCGUCUUGACCUUUGACCCUUGACUCCGAAGCAGUGAUGGGACGUAAACUGGACCUGUCUGGUCUGAGCAAUGAUGAAGCGGAGCAUGUGCUCAGAGUGGUACAGAGAGACAUGCAUCUCCGUAAGAAGGAAGAGGAAAGGCUCAGUGAAAUGAAGCAGGAGCUGGAGGAAGAGGGCAGUCGUUGUUUGCUUCUGUCUAAGCAGCACAAGUUCAACGAGCAUUGCUGCAUCCGCUGCUGCUCUCCCUUUACCUUCCUGCUCAAUCCCAAGCGCCCGUGUCUGGACUGCCAAUACAACGUCUGCAAAUCCUGCCGCACCUACAGUCAGAACGAGAGGGGCUACAUCUGCGGCGCCUGCCAAAAGAGCAGGCUCUUGAGGACACAGUACCUUGAAUGGUACUACAAUAAUGUGAAGAGUCGGUUUAAGAGAUUUGGCAGCGCCAAAGUGCUGAAGACUCUCUACAGGAAACACAUCAUCGAAAGAGGAGCAUUAUCUGAGUUACCAGAAGUGAGUGCUCAUGAAGGCAGUAAUGAUAAUGGCAGUAUUUGUGACGGCAGUGACUCCACGCUCUACAGGCAGAGUGAAGGUCACAGCAUGGCAGACACACUCACCGUUGCUCUGCGUGUGGCAGAAGAGGCGAUAGAGGAAGCCAUUGCUAAAGCUGAGAGCUACAGAGACAGUCUGGAGAAACAGAAUGAGGCUCGUUAUUUGCGUGACCACAAGGAAGAGCUCAUAGAGGAACUUGCCACAACAAUUGUUCAGAAAAUCAUUCAGAGGGGAAAACGGUCUGAGAUUCAGGCUGAGUAUGAGUUUGUAUGGCCUCAGAGUAGUGAACUACCUUCCCCUACCUCAACACAAAACACACACACAACGCAGCAUUCACAUACCACCUCUCAGCACGGCCCAGUAGCACAGACCGACAGUACCAGCUCCUAUCUGCUGAGGAAGUCAAGAUCAGCAUUCUCUCUGACAAGUGACGAUUCUCCAGAGAAGGGCCCUGAGGUGGGCAUGGCCCCAGGGGUUCCGGAGAGCGCUGAAGUAGAGACAGCAAUCCAGAACUACUCUUCACUCAGGAGAGAGUCUAGAGCAUCAUCACUUCCUGGGUGGAAGAGUGUUGACCGCCUUGACAACUCUAGUGCAUCUUCAGUCCUGCAGUCCCCUGAUGGUAACUGGAUCGCCUUGCAGAGUUCCCAGCAUUCUCGGCCCAGUCUGCUGACCAAGCGCAAGAGUCUGGUUUUUAGCGUGCUGGAGAAAGAGUCAGGCGUUGUGUCUGCAUAUGACGAGAUGGGCUCUGAUUCAGAUCCCGAGGACCAGGGGGGUUGGGGGGCCGCCCUGUUACAGUUUCGCAGACAUCUCUCCGAUGAAACAUAUUAUACUGACUCUCAACACGACCCUGAAUGGACAUACACCCAACACCCACCUAUUACCUCACCCUCCUCAGGUCAGUACACCAAUACUGAGACUCUGAACUCAGACUCUGAGACAUCUCCUGCCCCGUCCACUCGAGCCCGCAGACCAGCCCAUGGUACGCCACAGAGGAAGAAAGGACCGUCUGAAACACACCUUUAUCCUCCCUACAGACAUCCUGUAAACAGUGCCACUUCACCUCUACUGAGGCCAGAGGUGCUGGAUGUGAACUUUAACCCCCGUCUGGGAGGGGACAGUAGUGAUGGGGAGGAUCAGAGUGAGCAGGUCAAAAGAUCACGGAGACGCAGAAAGAGCAAACGCGAGACAUCAGAGCACAGCCGAGCACAUAAUGCACUGCACAGUGCUGCCACAGCGGAGAACAGUGCCGUCCUCCUCAACGCCAUGAUGAUGCGCCGACAAGAGAGCCAGGAGAACCCAGUCCCUCUGAAUUACCGGACUCCAGACACUGUGACACCUCCUGACCUUUUGACCUCUGACGCUAUGACCCCUGAACCUGACUAUCAAAACACAGUGGCUCACAACUCCAGUGCCGCCAGUCCACCGAUGGUGAGCCAACCAGGGGCCAGCAAACAAGAGUUCAGCAUUCAAGGCCCUUUGCUCAGGGGCUCAUCUGUUAAUGAAAGUCUGGAACAGGAACUGAGAUCCAAACUCUGUGAGCUGGUUGGUCAAGCCAGCGAGAGGGAUGUGUUGUCAUCUGAUUUUGAGCCAGUAAGCGACAAGCAAGAGGACCCAGUAAUGGAGAAAGAAAGUGAGAAACUGAGACCAAGGGAGAGGCGCGAAAGCAAACGAGACAGGAGGGAAGGAAAGUCGAAGGAAAUUGGGAAUCUGAGUGAAAGACAAACAGUUAGAGAGAUAGACACAAGUGAUGCUGUAAGACGGAUAAAUAUAGCAAGAGAAAUGAAGAGAGAUAGGGAGCGACAGAAAGAAAUUGAAAGACAAGUAGAGAGAGAGAGAGAAAGACAAAGAGAGCUGGAGAAACAAAUCGAGAGGGACAGAGAAAGACAACGAGAGAUCGAGAUGCAGGUAGAGAGGAAACAAGAAAGACAGAGAGAAAUGGAGAAACAACUGAAACAAGAGCAAGAGAGACAAUCAGAGAUUGAGCGAGAGAUAGAAAAGAAGAGGAAAAGCAUACGCAUGGAAAAAGAGAAAUUAGAGCCUAUAGUGAGUACAAAAUCCAAAGAGGAAAAGAAACAGGAAUCCUCAGGUAGAGUCAUGGAGCAAAAUAAGUGUUUGAAGGAAGACUACGAUGAAACAGAGAAGCCCAGUGAAGAAAAGGUGAAGAUUUUAUCACCACAAAGAAGCCAAUCAGAAACAGGGUCAGAAAAACAAGAACAGCUUGAGACAAAGACAACAAGGUCUUCAACCACAUCUCCAGACAAUGCCCCUUGUGGUCUGGAGGAGCCAAUGUCUCCAUCAGAGAAGUACUCCGCUGCGUCUUUAUGCAGCAUCACUACAGAGGUUCUGAAGGUUCUGAAUGCCACAGAAGAAUUACUUGGAGAGGCAGAAGGCAAAGGUCAUGACUCUUCUACGGCUAGCACACCCAUGUCCUCAGGCCCGGGCAACAGGAAGUUGGACCAGCACCUCACUAAAAUGGAGGAAAAUGUGUAUUUGGCUGCAGGUGCUGUGUACAGCCUAGAGGGGGCGCUGAGUGACUUAGAAGACUGUGCUCGCAGCAUCAGCAGCGCCACCACAGAGACUGAACUGGCCUUCCUAGAAGAUCAGGUGGCCACUGCUGCUGCCCAGGUGCAGCAGUCCGAACUCCAGAUCUCAGAUAUUGAGGCAAGAAUAUCAGCCCUCAAAACCGCAGGUCUAAAUGUAUCUGCAUGCACACGGUUUUCCAAGUACAAAUCUAAACCUAUGCCCCAGACACUGGACUCAUCUCGCCAUCAGAGGAGAAAGCUGCCUGCUCCUCCUAUCAGAAGUCUGUCAUCAGAAAAGGAAGUCAAAUCCGAGUCACAGAUGAGAUCUGUGAGGCUGUGACAAGAGGCCAUGUGACCUCAGUGAUUCUCAGAUAAGCUCAAUAUCGCUCCGCGGUGAAUGCUAGGACCAUCAGGCUGUUCCACACCAGUGCCUUGAUCCAACUUCUGGUCCUCCAAUUUGAUCAGCCCUAAUGCUACUUGUCUACCCUACACCUGAUCACAACCCAUUCAGGGUUGAUCUCACUUCUGAAGCCCUACAACUCUACCAAUGGAGCUCAUCACCUCCAGUAACCAGAGGACAUGAUUUUCUUUCUCUCUGCCUUAAUGGAGACCAAACUCCUACAACGAACCAUCACAGAGGGUUAUAAUUGUAGAUUUAAACUCAUGUAAUUACUGUAUGUAUACGAUAGAUUGACAAUGGUAAAUGUUAACAAUCUAAGACAUCACCUCGUUCUCUUUUUCUAACGUUUUACUGAGUGUUGUACGUUUGAAUUUGUAUGCUGUAUGUCGCCAAUGUGACUGGGAUGACCAAUGUGACCUUUUUUUUUUUUGCAAAAAGAAGCUGGAGCACAUUUGAAAUUUUAAAUGUAUGAAAUGUCUUUGUGAAAGUAAACAAAAUACCUGCAGGACCUGUUGUAUUUGCAUUGUCAUGUUUCUGUUAUUUUCAUGUGUCACAAAUAUCUCAGGUUUCUUUUUCUGAUGGUCAGUUUUGGAGUUGUUUCGGAGGCGCUGUACUGAACUGCAUCUAAAGUAACUGUGAAAUUCAUGAUUUAGUUUCUAUUUUGUUUUGUAAAAAAAAAAAAAGAGUUAAGUGCCAUUGAAAAGCACUUGACCACCUUGUCAUAUAAUGAGUUUGUGAGUGUGCUUGCAUGAAUCGUAACCCCCCCUGUGUAUUCAUACUUGUCUUCGAAUCAACCUCAUAUAUCCAGUGACCUCUUGAGUAUGAACAUCAAAUUACUGUCAUCUCAGUAUGAAGCACUCUGGUAAUUUGGGUUGUGGCCUCUUUUAUUAAUUAACUUCUUUUAUUAAUCUGAAACACCCAGUUGUGCUUUAGCAUUACAAUCCACCUAGAUACCCAGCUGGACGUACAUACCUAAAAUGCUCAUUUUGGACAUUCAGUCUAAAUCUAAAUUCAGUCUAAAACUGAAGUUUCUGUAAAAAUCAGUAAAAAACAAUGCCCAGUGUACCACAAUAAUAUUAAGGAAUUUUUAGGUGCGUUUUGAAUUACAUGUCGCAUUGUGUUGUAUUCUAGGGUUGAAGGUAAUUUUUGAGCUUAAUGGAAAAGAUAUUUGUCAUUUUCUGCCUGGACAGUUUUUCUCAUUUUUUUCUUUGUUUGUUAUAGUGCUAGUUAGCAUGGAAAACUGUACCACAGUCCAAAUCACAUGAGCUUAAAUUUGACAUUGGUGAACAUUUCAAGAGCCAUUAUGAGCUAUUGAGAUUCAGCGUCGAUUAGAAACCUGACAAAAAAAAAGUUGUCCUCAUUUUGAGCAUUUUAUUAAGCAGGGAUCUCCACCUCCUUAUGCACAAUUACAGCUGUGACAUCAAAUACCGUGUCACAUUAUCAUCAUCGAGUGACUAAGAUGACGUCUGUGCUGCACAGUGUGUGUUCAGACACAAAAAUUGGCCCUGUUAGCUAACAGAAAUUACAAAAGCAUGAACUUUAGUUACCUUAUGAAUGUAUUCCACAGAACCGUCCUUUUUUGAGCCAAUGGAGAAUAAACUAGCAUGAAAUAUACAACUGCACCCCAUACUCAUCCCAUACACACUCUCAAACGGGUCCUGCUCCUUGUUGUUGUCUAUAGCAAUGUUUGUGUAUAAAAGCAUGUAUCGCGUUUCUAAUAGAUGUAAAAAGUCCCAUGAAAAGCACAGUCAAGAAAUUGAAAAUGUC
Molecule: messenger RNA, 5731 nt
Organism: Labeo rohita (rohu)
Lineage: Eukaryota; Metazoa; Chordata; Actinopteri; Cypriniformes; Cyprinidae
Gene: myripb
Product: myosin VIIA and Rab interacting protein b
Exons: 16
Coding region: 533-3904 (1123 amino acids)
Biological process (GO): intracellular protein transport
Cellular component (GO): cortical actin cytoskeleton
Molecular function (GO): actin binding; myosin binding; small GTPase binding
Source: RefSeq, a predicted model, not a curated record